Messenger RNA from Fomitopsis serialis, 480 nucleotides. RefSeq lists its product as uncharacterized. Lineage: Eukaryota; Fungi; Basidiomycota; Agaricomycetes; Polyporales; Fomitopsidaceae. Bases 1 to 480 code for a protein of 159 amino acids. The record is from RefSeq and is a predicted model, not a curated record. The transcript has 3 exons.
AUGCCCACUCUGCGGAAAGCCUGCGCGACGAAAGACUGUUCUAUGAGAUCCAUCCGCGGGAUGAUAUUCAGCUCAGAGGCCCGCGUUGGUCGCGGCGUCCACGUACCUACUAUUACCCCACGAAACGAGUCCUCGGCACACCCGCGCUUUCCUUCGCUAGAAUCCGUCCUUGGUCCAGGGCGUAAUCUACAGGAGACUUGGGUGGACUUGGUGGGCAGCGCAAGGGCACAGCGAUUCCUCGUUGCUGCCCAUUAUGAUCCCGCCCUUCCUGUCAACGAAGCGCUCAGGAAGAUUUCACCAGACAUCGAGUGGCGCGGUGACUUGAUCGUCAUGCGUGCGGGUACUUGGGUGUUCGUCACCGACGUUGGUGCACAGGCGCUGGCCGUCCGAGCUGUCCAAAAAUACCUCCGCAAGUGCAGCGAGGUUGUCGCCACUGCGACUGCGCGAGGUCUGCCCAUCGAAUUGCCAGUAUUGGUGUAG